UACACGCAGCACAAACUGAAAUAUCAUUCACAGAGCGGAGCUUGCCAUCUAUCACUUAGAAACGAAUCCUGUUACUCAACAACCAGCUGGAUUACGCUGUACAGCUCAUUGCAAAACUGCAGCAAACUGACGCCGCAUUUUCUACGGAUAUUAUCCAAACCUUGUGGAUUAUUUUACUUACAACAUGACUCUGGAAGAAGUCGUUGGCUGCAACACCACUGAAAAAAAGAUGGAAACUGUAAACCAAGCUUUAGAAGAGUUGCUGGCCGCGGCACAGAGGCGACACUGCUUAACUGUGGGAGUCUACGAGUCUGCAAAGCUGAUGAAUGUAGAUCCUGAUAGCGUCAUUCUUUGCAUCCUAGCGACCGACGAGGAAGACGAGGGGGACAUUGCCUUGCAAAUCCACUUCACCCUCAUUCAAGCUUUCUGCUGCGACAACGAUAUCAACAUCCUGCGAGUGUCCGGCAUGCAGAGACUAGCCGAGGUUCUGGGCGAAACCGACGCGGAGAGCAACGGCAACGAACCGAAAGACCUGCACUGCAUCCUUGUCACUAAUCCCCACACAGAUACUUGGAAAAACCAAGCUCUUGAGGAAGUGGGCAGCUACUGCGCCGCAAGCCGCUGCAAGAACCAAUGGAUCCCCUACAUCUCAAUGCAACAGCGCUGAACGCAAACAACGGCGUGAGAAGGAGCGCACAGGGAAGAAAUUUUAAACAAAGAAUAAGACAAUGACACGUCACAUUCUUGGGUGAAAACCAAAAGUGAAUACAAGACAUACAAUAACCGUUAGCCCCGGCUGAGCUGCGAGGGUGAAGAAGCCGGACAGAGGUUAAAGGAUAAUGGGGGUGGUGCAACGCCACGGCUGUGCCGGUUGCAACUCGCAAUGGGUUGAGCAAGAGGACACGGCUGGAGGGCGUGGAAGCCGGAUUUGCUCUGUGUGUCAGCUGUUCGGCCUGUGACGGAGGUGGUUCCGCCCCGAUCCAGUGUCAGGAGGUGUGCAGAGUACAGACUGUUCCAGGACAAUUUUAAGGAACGGCGUGGGGCUGUGUGCCAAGUAGUUUCACAGAAACCGCUGAAACAUGCCUGGACUGACCUAUCCAUUUUUAAUUAUUUUCUUUUUUGUAGAAGAAAGUCUGACGAGCUGUUUUAAAUUUAACACAAAGCUUGCAAGCUUAAAUGCCCACUGCAGAGUUGACUCGCGUUGGAGCUGCCACACAUGUAACUGUACAUAACAGUUCUUGGACUGAAAAAGACAUCUGGUUAUUAAUUUAUUCGUUUGAUGUUGAAACGAACCGCUGCAGCGUAAUGGGAUUGAUGGGACGCUGUGCAAAAAACUUCAACUUGAAGUGUUAUAAAUUAUGCCAGUACUGAUGUGUAUUUGUCUGAAUUUUAAUGGUCAUUUAUGCAAUUUUUCAAUAAAUUAUUUAACUGAAA
This is a messenger RNA of Polyodon spathula (Mississippi paddlefish), 1434 nucleotides long. Its product is annotated as growth arrest and DNA damage-inducible protein GADD45 beta-like. The transcript has 4 exons. The coding region runs from base 185 to 667 and encodes 160 amino acids. Gene Ontology annotation, cellular component: nucleus; cytoplasm. Gene Ontology annotation, biological process: regulation of cell cycle. The record is from RefSeq and is a predicted model, not a curated record. NCBI's taxonomy places the organism in Eukaryota, Metazoa, Chordata, Actinopteri, Acipenseriformes, Polyodontidae.